This is a messenger RNA of Cyphomyrmex costatus, 7390 nucleotides long. RefSeq names its product sushi, von Willebrand factor type A, EGF and pentraxin domain-containing protein 1. The transcript is spliced from 32 exons. Gene Ontology annotation, molecular function: calcium ion binding. The record is from RefSeq and is a predicted model, not a curated record. Lineage: Eukaryota; Metazoa; Arthropoda; Insecta; Hymenoptera; Formicidae. The coding region runs from base 1 to 6738 and encodes 2245 amino acids.
AUGAAGAACGGUUCAAACGAUAAUAAUGUCUCGUCAAAUUUUCUGAAUUUUGACCAAAAGACGAACGAGAGUCAACAUUAUUGGUACAAGCAUCUGAAUGAUGCCGACAGAAUGCUGAAAAGCAAGACAGAUGUCUUGUCCCGUCUACUGAAGAUGCAUAUAGAUCAAUUACGAAAUGAGACUGAUCAGGUGGAAAUGGUGUUCCUGGUGGACGCAUCCGGCUCGGUUGGCGCAGAAAACUUUCGCAGCGAGCUAAGCUUUGUGACGAAGCUUCUGUCGGAUUUUACGGUGGACGCGAUGGCUGCACGGGUCGCCCUGAUUACCUUCAGUGGUCGAGGCAGCGUAUAUCGCAACGUUGAUCAGAUCUCUAGGCAUGGACCCAACGAUCACAAGUGUUACUUGCUGAACAAACAGUUCAACAAUAUCACCUACAGCGGCGGAGGAACUUAUACACGCGGCGCGCUUCUCGAAGCAUUAGCGAUUCUUGAAAAGAGUCGUGAAGCGGCGAGCAAGAUGGUGUUCCUGAUAACUGACGGCUUCAGCAACGGCGGCGAUCCGCGUCCCGCGGCCCACUUGCUGAAGAACACAGGUGCGACCGUGUUCACGUUUGGAAUACGCACGGGAAACGUAGAGGAGCUGCACGACAUCGCCAGUCAUCCCGGAUACACGCACAGCUACCUCCUCGAUAGCUUCGCGGAGUUCGAGGCUCUAGCGCGACGCGCUCUGCAUAACGACUUGAAGACCGGGCAGUACGUGGCCUUGACUUUGCCAACCGAUUGCAACAGCCUCUGCUCGAACAACAUGAACCGAACUUGCUGCGACGAAUUGGCAAUCUGCACCUGUGGCACCGCGACUGGCCACUACGCCUGCAUUUGUCCUCCCGGCUAUUUCGGUUCCGGUCUCAGAGGUUUCUGCCAACCUUGCCCGAACGGAACAUAUGCUUCCGCGAACACUUCUGGGGAUUCCACCGCUGCAUGCAUACCCUGUCCAGACGUGAAUCACGUCACUAUCAAGGUCCCCGCGACCUCGAUACUUGACUGUAUCUGUGCCUCUGGAUUUACCACGGAUGGUUACGAAUGCGAGGCUAUAAUGUGUCCGAAAUUGAGAAUCCCCGACAAUGGAUACUUAGUGAAGGCGAGCGCUUGCAGCAACGUGGUGCACGCGGCGUGUGGCGUAAGAUGUAGAAUCGGUUUCCAUCUUACGGGGGACAGUAUCCGGCUUUGCGGCAAAGACGGCGCUUGGUCCGGCAACGAACCGCAGUGCUUGCUGAAGACGUGUUCGGCUUUACGCUCGCCCAUACAUGGCCGCGUGAAAUGCGAGCACGACGAGGAUUAUCAGCAUCAAUUUAAGGAAAAUUCCACCGUGUAUCCGAUCGACACACGUUGCCAGUUUCGGUGCGACGUCGGCUAUCAACUUCGUGGAAGCAAAGUACGCAACUGUUUACCUUUAUCCCGUUGGGACGGCCUGAAAGUUAUAUGCAAAGCUGUAAAAUGCGAACCUUUACCGCAAAUCACGAACGGUGACAUCUUCCCAGAGAUUUGCACCGGCCCAGCAAAGGUGGCCUUCGCCACCAAUUGCACGAUCACAUGUAACGAAGGCUUUAUCUUGGAAGGACCAACUAACAGAACGUGCAUCGGACGCACUGGAAUUUGGUCCCAGCGUCACAGCGUCAAUCGAUGCGUGGACAAAACGCCGCCUUCUUUGGAGUGUCCGGCUGAGAUCGCCGAGGAGACUGAGAAAGGACAGAGUUACGCGUACGUGAACUGGACGGUGCCUAAGGUGACUGACAAUGCAGAUGCAUCUCCCAUCUUGUGGACGAAACCGCACAUCGUCCUACCCUGGAAGGCAAAAAUCGGUACACGAGUUGUUACGUACGUGGCACAAGACGCGAGCGGCAACAAAGCCAGAUGCAAAUUUAAAGUUAAAAUUCUUGACAGAGAAUCACCAACAAUCGAGAACUGCAUCGAUCCACCAAUAUUCUACACCGAUUUCGGUAGCGGUCUCGCGAACGUGACGUGGGACGAGCCAGUCUUCUACGACAAUUCAAGGAUUGCCGUACGCGUCAAUCAAAGCCAUCAACCUGGCCAGGAUCUCCUCUUUCCAAUCGGCCUUACGAAGGUCUUCUAUAACGCGACCGACAAGUACAGUAAUCGGGCAAGUUGCGUGUUGAAUAUUACUGUAGAAGAUGUUUGUAAAAGUCUGAAAGCACCCGUAAAUGGACGACUGAACUGUUCUUCGUCAAACGAUCGCGAAACACAAUGCGUCGUAAUUUGCGAGGAUGGCUAUGACUUUGCAAUCGAACCAAUUAAUUUUAAUAUCGUUAAUGACGAAUUGCUAUUGAAAUGUAACUCGAACAAUCACAUGUGGGAUAGUAAUCAUCUGCCAGAAUGUUUAGAGACGCAAACACCUAUAACAACUCAAGAGGGGAAUGUAAUAUUACAAAGCAACGGAAGCACGAUAUGCGACAAUCAAACUACUUUUGGUGAAUUAAGUAAGCAUAUUACUAACGACUUGAAAUCGAAAUUCCUGGGAAUAUGCGAUAAUAGCAUCGAGUGCGAUCUUAUCAUCAGCUUCGACCCUAAGUGCGAAGACAAUCUGUCGUUGUCGAAAGAUAUCGAGGACAACCUAAUAAGAAGACGAAGAUUCGGGCCCGAAUACAAACAAGUUCGAUCCAUCGAUACAUUUAAAGAUACUGAAACAAUAUUGUUCAAAAGGUUGAAACGUGUAGCUAUAAGACUGAGUCCCGAGCCUAACAAAAAUAACACCAGAUCUAAACGGAAAAAAAAUAGAAUAGAGAUUAAAUUUAAGUUUAUAGGUAAAAUAAUAGAAGAGAACUAUGAGAAUCCAAAACGAGGAGUGCAGAAGCUUAGAGAGAAGAUCGAUGCAAUGACGCAGGUGGGAAAAUUAAACUUGUUUGACAACAGAACCAACCAGGAGAUCGCGAAACUCGCUUUGAAUCUGCACUUUGUAUUCAAGGAACCACAAGACCUUUGCGAUCGCGGUAGUGUGCUAAAAAGACACGGUUGUGUUAAAUGCUCUGCGGGCACUUUCUACAAUUCCUCUACUAGAAUCUGCCAGCCAUGUCCGUUUGGUCAAUACCAGGAUGCGAUCGCUUCAUUGACGUGCUUACCUUGUCCGGAAUACACCUUCACGAAGAGGAUGCACGCGAAAUCUUUGAAAGAUUGCAUUCCUAUAUGUCGACCAGGAUAUUAUUCUCGGCGCAAACGCUACCACGGAUCACAUGUAAGCAUGAAGCCUUGUUUCGCGUGCGACUUUGGUUUCUAUCAGCCAAACUACGGAGAGAGUCAAUGCUUGCCUUGUCCAUCGAACGCGACGACGGAAAAACGUGGUUCCAUAGAUAUCAGUGAUUGUCUACCGAUCCGCGAUGAAGAAAUCGACGACUGCCGGACAGAUCCGUGCUUAAACGGCGGUCAAUGUCUACGAGAGGAGAGUGGCUACAUUUGCGAGUGUCACGAAUAUUAUGUGGUAUCAAAAUGCGAGAAGUUCAAGGAUCCAUGUGACUCCUCACCAUGCUUAAACGAGGGAACGUGUACAACACAGCAGCAUCCGAAUAAUUCCAUAACGUACGAGUGUGCGUGUAAAAGCAGUUACACGAGUAAUAACUGUGAAAUUUAUGUGGAUGAAUGUUAUACCAAUCCCUGCCAGAAUGGUGGAAAAUGUAUGAGCACCGAGAAUGAUUUCAAUUGUGAGUGCAGAGACGGAUUUGAAGGUCAAUUCUGCGAGGUUUCGAUGGAUCAUUGUGAGCACAUGCCCUGUGAGGAGGGAUCCGCGUGCCGUACUGUGAACGGUACCUGGCAAUGCCUCUGCAAACCCGGUUUCCUGGGCCGACAUUGCAAUCUGUUACCUUGUGACUGGCUGCCAUGCCACGUGAAUGCGAUUUGCGUCAAUGUCAAAGUGGAGAACGCAACGCGAAAGAGUUACAGGUGCGAAUGUCCCGACGGAUACAUAGGAGAGGAUUGUGCGACCAAGAUCGAUCACUGCGAGACCUCACCCUGCUUGAACAACGGGCGUUGCAUCAACUUCGUUCACGAUUAUGUCUGCGAAUGCCCGAUUCCUUUUACAGGACGCGACUGCGAAACUGAACUAUCGUCCGAUUAUGUAAUGCACUUCACCAAGUCCGGUACAACAGAUUAUGUAGCCGUCAAAGGACCUGUAAAAAAUCUUCUCCAGCUGUCCGUUUGCCUAUGGUUGCAAUCAUUGGAUACUUUCAAUUAUGGUACAAUAUUAUCAUACGCAACGAUGUUUUACGACAACGCCUUCACACUGACGGAUUAUAACGGAUUGGUUUUGUACAUUAAUGGGGAGAAAAUCGUCACCGACAUUAAAGUCAACGAUGGUAACUGGCACUUUCUAUGCGUUACUUGGGAAAGCGACCGUGGCUCCUGGCGUAUAUUCGUCGAUGGAAUCCUUAAAGACAGCGGCGUCGGUUUGGCUCAGGAAGCCGUGGUGCAAGCCAACGGAUCCCUCAUUAUCGGGCAGGAACAGGAUCGCCUGGGUGGUGGUUUCUCUGAAUCGGAGGCGUUCCUGGGGAGACUCGGCUUAUUGGACAUAUGGGACGUCAUUUUGAACGAGAGUAAUGUCACGAAACUAUGGACCACCUGCGAGAAGUAUCACGGAAACCUCGUGUCCUGGGUACAGUUGCGGCAGUACAUUCACGGUGACGUCGUGAUUUUAGCCAGUUCGUUUUGUCACGGCUGUCCUAUGCCCGUAGUGCCUUUCCAGGGUAACAUUAAAGUGAGCGAGGAUUUGUCUGAGGUAACAUACUACUGCGAUAAUGGAUACGUAGUUCGAUUCGGCAAUGAAGAAUACCGAUCCCUCAGAAGAAAAUGCCUCAAGCAUGGCCAGUGGGAGGGAUACGACAUACCGAUCUGCAUCAAAAUAAAAUGCGGCUUCCCGGGAUAUUUUCCGCGCGGACGUAUUCACGGAGAAUCAUAUUUGUUCGAAGACGAGAUAUAUUAUUCUUGUAACGAGGGCUACGAACUCCGCGGCAACCCUCAUCGCAUUUGCAAUUUCGACGGAAAAUGGAAUGGAUUGCCUCCGAUCUGCAUAGGAACGACGUGUAAAAAUCUACUCGCCCCAGAAAAUGGAGACAUAGAAUAUAUAUUAGAGGAAAACGAGAGAGACGAUGUCACAAUAUUACAGGCUGGCCAGCAAUUGGAAUUCAAGUGUAAUCCUGGAUACCGUUUAAUGGGAGAGAGGUAUUUGACCUGUCUAGAUACUGGCAUCUGGGAUCAUAAAAGACCGUCUUGCACGCCUUAUGGAUGUUCCUUACCGAAACAAAUAGAGCAUGGUUACAUCAUCUCUUCGAAUUUUGGUCAGACCUCCAUUCGCAAUCUCGAACGUAUGAUCGACGAUCCCUCCAAAAGAAUAUAUCGCUAUAACGACAUUGUUGGAUUCUCUUGUCAUCGCGGUUACAAGUUUCACAGUAAUCAUAAUGUGACGGAAUUCAAGCUGCAAUGUUCCGCGAAUGGCACUUGGACAGGCUUUGUUCCCAACUGCAUUCCGCGCACGUGUCCCUGGCCGGAUCGCGUAGCAAAUGCGAGAAUCUUCCUCAAGAAACGAGACAAUAUCACGAUCGAAACUCCGAUAGAAGAGAACGUUACAUGGAAAUCCGAUCGAAAAAGAAGUAAUGAGAGCGACGCGAAAAGCAGCAUCUCUCCGGAAACGUUUGUUUCCGGUGCAGAAAUAGUUAUUGUCUGUGAUCCGGGAUAUGAACUAGUCGGGGACCCGACCAAAACGUGUACCGAGGAGGAGAAAUGGUCUUCGACUUCCACUUUUUGCAAACAGCGUAAUUAUUCAAUCGAGAAACAUCCAAUUUUUAAAUUUUUUAAAAAACUGAGUAACGAAACCAACUUGGAGAACAGCAACAUAGACUUGACAUCGUUCGAAUUAGAUGAAAAACGGUACAGCAAAGAAAACGUUACGCACCAAUACAAAGAUUUCGACAUUUUUGUCGAAAAAAACGGUUACGAGCGACGGAUAGUUUUAACGUGUCGAAAUGGUGCACAAAUGAAUCUUCACAAAUUAAUUCCCAACAAGAUGAUUUCUAAUAUAACAUGGACGUGCAAUAAUAAGACCGCAAAAUGGGAAGUUUCAAAUCCGUUAUUGAAAGAGUCCAUCCUCGAGCAGUUGCUGAAUGAUUCGACAGACACCUGCAAUAAAUCGUGUGCACCUCCACAAAUACCGGAGUAUGGAUACAUCGACGGAAACAACACUGACAACGUUAACAAUCGCAGGACGAUUAACAGCGUCGUCAUUUUUAAAUGUCGUCACGGAUAUAUUCUUGAGGGUGACGAGCAAUCUAUUUGUUUAUCGGACACUAGAUGGUCCGCUUUGCCUUCUUGCAAACCUGUUGUAUGCGGAAAACCGCCAAUUCUCGCUAACGCAGUGCUAAAGAGUGACGUGGACAAAACUCAGAAUUAUACUUUCGGCAAUAUGAUCUCUUAUCAGUGUGUUCCGGGCUAUCGUGUAUUCGGACAGACGAAUCUAAGAUGUUUAGGAAGUGGAAAGUGGUCUAGACUGAAUGGCAGAUGCUCCAAAAUAUCAUGUGGCAAACCACAGAUCCAGCGCGAAAUCGUACUCUAUGGUCAUUCCUACUUGUUUCAAGAUCAAUUGAUAUAUAUAUGUCCUGAUGAUAAGAAGCGAGGAAUAAUUACGUGUCAAGCCGACGGGAAGUGGAACGAGUUGCCAAAAUGUGACAGAAGUAGGAGCAUGUAAUUCAGAGUAGUUAAAAUCAAAGGAUUUAGUAUAACGCCUCGUAAAAAGAAAAAUCUCCACCUUUUUGUAACAACACACAUGCUUUUUUUAUUUCUUUGUGACCUCUUGUAUCAAGACUCAUGAAUGUAAUAUAGAAAACGUAAUUGCGCAGUCUUAUCACGAAAUAAAUAAUUCAGUUUUGGAAUUUCCGGAGUAGUACAUUUGGAUAUGCGGCAAUACCUUAUCUACAAUUAUUUAUGCGCGAUUUAUCGUAAUCUUUAACUUUAAGAUAUUGUACUUCGGGUACAUACUUUUAUCGUCUCUUUUUUGUUUUUUUUUUUACUGAAAAAGUUGGUGUAUAUCGAUACAAAUAAUUCUUAUCUCAAAAAUUGGCAUUGUUAAGCUUGCACGUUCAUGUAAGACAGUUCAUACUGGCCGUGAGAAAUACUUCGUAAAUUUAAUUGUACGUUUUGUUCGUGUUUCGUGCAUAACACAUAACGACAAAAAAAUUUAAUUUUGUAAGAACGUAUAACGGUGUUGUGGAUAAAGUACUUCCUACACAUAUCGUUUGACACCGUAUUUAUGUUUUGGUUCGAACAUAUCGUACAAAUAUAUUUGCAUAUUACUACACUACCUGAGGAAGAGCAAUAAAGAUAAAUAAAGAUAAAUAAAG